Messenger RNA from Aspergillus terreus NIH2624, 1338 nucleotides. RefSeq names its product methionine aminopeptidase 2. The record is from RefSeq and is a predicted model, not a curated record. The coding region runs from base 1 to 1338 and encodes 445 amino acids. The transcript has 6 exons. Gene Ontology annotation, molecular function: metalloaminopeptidase activity. Gene Ontology annotation, biological process: proteolysis. NCBI's taxonomy places the organism in Eukaryota, Fungi, Ascomycota, Eurotiomycetes, Eurotiales, Aspergillaceae.
AUGGCUGCUCAGGCUAGCGAGGAUCUCAAGAAGCUCGACCUGAACGGCCAGGCCGGCGACUCAAAGGCCGCCGCCGCCACCGCGGGUCAAGCUGAAGCCGGAGAGGCGGAGGAUGAUUCAGACGACGACGAGGUCGACGGAAACGCUGCCCCCGAGGGAGCCGCCAGCGGAGCGGCCAAGAAGAAGAAGAAGCGCAAGCCGAAGAAGAAGAAGAAGGGUGGCGCCAAGGUGCAGAGCUCGCCGCCGCGCGUGCCCAUCUCGCAGCUUUUCCCCAACAACCAGUACCCGGAGGGCGAGAUCGUCGAGUACAAGAACGAGAACUCGUACCGCACCACCAACGAGGAGAAGCGCUACCUCGACCGCAUGAACAAUGACUUCCUGCAGGAGUACCGCCAGGGUGCCGAGGUGCAUCGCCAGGUGCGCCAGUAUGCGCAGAAGAACAUCAAGCCUGGCCAGACCCUCACCGAGAUCGCCGAGGGCAUCGAGGACGCCGUCCGCGCGCUGACCGGCCACCAGGGUCUGGAGGAGGGCGACAACCUCAAGGGCGGCAUGGGCUUCCCCUGUGGUCUGAGUAUCAACCACUGCGCCGCCCAUUACACCCCCAACGCCGGCAACAAGAUGGUUCUGCAGCAGGGCGACGUGAUGAAGGUCGACUUUGGUGCACACCUCAACGGCCGGAUUGUCGACAGUGCCUUUACUAUGGCUUUUGACCCGGUGUAUGAUCCGCUUUUGGAGGCUGUCAAGGAUGCCACCAACACCGGUAUUCGCGAAGCCGGAAUCGAUGUCCGCAUGAGCGAUAUCGGUGCUGCCAUCCAGGAGACCAUGGAGAGCUACGAAGUCGAAAUCAACGGGCAGAUGCACCCCGUCAAGUGCAUUCGAAACCUCAACGGUCACAACAUCGACCAGCAUGUUAUUCAUGGCGGCAAGAGUGUCCCCAUCGUGAAGGGUGGGGACCAGACGAAGAUGGAGGAGGGCGAAGUGUUCGCCAUUGAGACUUUCGGUAGUACCGGAAAGGGUUAUGUGCGAGAGGAUAUGGAAACCUCCCACUAUGCGUUAGUACCGAACGCUACCCCGGUGCCGCUGCGACUGUCGUCGGCGAAGAACUUGUUGAAUGUGAUCAACAAGAACUUUGGAACUCUUCCGUUUUGUCGUCGGUAUCUUGACCGGUUGGGCCAGGACAAGUAUCUCCUUGGAUUGAACAACCUGGUGUCGUCUGGCAUUGUCCAGGACUACCCGCCUCUCUGCGAUAUCAAGGGCUCCUAUACCGCCCAGUUUGAACAUACGAUCGUCCUCCGUCCUACCGUGAAGGAAGUGAUCAGUCGUGGCGACGAUUACUGA